CACCUGAAGGCAACGGGGAAGGCGCGUUCCACGGACCUCUCGUGUAUCUGACAGUUGCACAUAGCGGAACGUUUAUCGCAUCCAGGCUCAGACAAACGGCAGGAGCCCUCCGGUUCUUUAUAUCCGAUACGGUUCAACUGAAAACGGAAUUUCUUAUUUUAAAACGACUCAAGUUGUUGUCAUAUUUUUCUACCGUUUGCAAAUGCUUCAAGGGUUCACCUUUGAGUGCCGCUCUGCCAUAAUGUACGGGUUAGCUCGCUAACGUUAGCCGGGAGCUAGCAUCCACAGUUCGGAGAAAGUAACGGAGUACGCGUUUCUUCGGCUACUUCGGAGUCGUCAGAGGGAAUUAAAACAUGGAGAAAAUGAAAGAGCUAUGCCACUGCCUCCAGGAUCCUCACCUUGUCGCCCGCUUUCAGAACAUUUGCGGGGUACGGGGCACGUUUACGACCACCAGCAGCAGCAAGGUAGCGGACCGGGCUCACUCGCACAACAACGGCGCUUGUCAUCAUCGCGUCGCCGGAGAAAACUUGUCCAAUGUAGGAGCUGGGGAAGGAGAGAAAAUGCAAACGUCGUCAGCGAAGCUUCGGAGAAGGAUUGCGGACUCUAACGUUGCUAAUAAUUGUAAAGAUGAAGGUGAAACCCCGUCACAGAACGGGACAGCGGUGUCUGCGGCGACCGCCGGGGGAGAGAGGGUUGGUGUGGGCAGCAGCCUCGCGGGACCGGGCGUCCGCAGCGGGUCCGCGCAAGAUUUAUCCCGGGCAGCCAAUUGUGAGGAGAGCCAGGUCGGAGGAGUCUUGGGUCCCCCAGGAAGCAGCAAGGUAAAGCCACUCCGCAAGAAUUCUCUAACAGGCGACGGCGGGCAGGAGUUCCUGAUCGACAACCGCUUCUUGUACUAUCUCUUCACUUUCGGAACCGAGCUGGGAAACGAGACUUUCUACAUCACUUUCUUCCCAUUCAUAACGUGGAACGUGGAAGCCUUCGUCAGCAGGCGACUGAUCAUGGUGUGGGUCUGGGUCAUGUACCUGGGACAGUGUACCAAGGAUGUGCUCGGCUGGUCCCGACCGGCCUCACCGCCUGUGGUCAAAGUGGAGGUGUUUUACAACUCCGAGUACAGCAUGCCGUCCACGCACGCCAUGUCCGGCACAGCCAUCCCCUUCGCCCUGUACUUCAUGACCUACGGCCGUUGGGAGUACCCGUCCACACUGGGAUUCAUCUUGGCUCUCUGCUGGUGUCUGCUGGUUUGUUCCAGCCGAAUCUACAUGGGAAUGCAUUCGGUGCUGGACGUCAUCGCUGGGUUUCUGUACAGCAUCCUCAUCCUGUGCUUCUUCCUGCCGAUACUGGACCUGAUCGAUGGCUUCAAUUUGACCUGCCGCUACGCUCCAAUCGUCAUCAUCUCCCUCCACCUGGGCCUGGGCCUCUUCUCCUUCACCCUGGACACCUGGAGCACCUCUCGUGGUGACACCGCUCAGAUCCUGGGCACUGGUGCCGGCAUUGCCUUGGCUUCCCAUGUCAACUACCACCUGGGCCUGAUGCCCGACUUGACACCAGACCAGCUUCCCCUCAGCAUGCCCGCACUUAGCCCCAGCCUGGUGGGUGUUGUAAUGUUGCGGCUCGUUGUGGGAGUGCUGGUGCUGUUGGCCACACGGGCGCUGAUGAAGGCCAUCACCAUCCCACUGGUGUGCAGAGCGUUCAGAGUGCCCACUGAUGACCUGAGGAAGGCCCGGCAGCACAUGGAGGUGGAGCUGCCUUACCGCUACAUCGUCUACGGGACAGUGGGCUUCAACGUGAUCUUCCUGGUCCCGCUGCUCUUCAGCUACAUGCAGCUCUCCUGAUUGGAUGUUACUUGACUGUGUGGCCAGUCAAAGUGAAGUAAAAACCUAAAUGCUGUCAUCAGAUCAGUUUUGCUGCUUGUUUUCAUCCACAGCCUAAUCCCUAGCUGGAGGUUUCUGGGUUUGGGACUGAUGAAGGUACAUUAAAGCCUAAUUGCUGAUCUGGAUGCAGAGUUUUUAUCAGAUUUUUUGUUUUUGUUGUCUCAGGUUACUUUUAAAGACGGGUGAAUCCUGAGCAAUGGAAAAUGGGCUUAGACUGUUAACAGUUCACUAGCGAUAUCUCUUUGUUCUUUAGAUUUAUUUAAGAGUAAAAUCCAGUCAGAUAAUGCUUUGAAACUCUCAGAGCUGGAAAGUCACUCCUCAAAUUCAAAAAAGCAUUUCAACAGUGGCCUCUAGAAGACUAAAAAUGCAGGUCAUGACCACUAAUAGAUGAUGUGUUAGUAUUUGCAUUGUUAUGGCUGAUGUUGUUAUGAAGAGCUCAGGCAAAGAACCACAGAAGUAUUUUUUUGAGGAAAACUUAAAUUAUUCCAACAACUCAAGUGAAUAAUAAAUCUUCAAACGCCUGACAGAAAAUGUUGAAAAUAAAAAGACUUAGUAAGUCUCACUAACAGUCUGAAAGCCAAAGAUAUCCAGGCACAUGAUUGAAUAAAUAAAUAAAAUAGAAAGUCUUCUUUUAGUCGGAUGUCCAGAUGGAUCAAUGGCAGAAUGAGUUUGGGUUGUAAAUUAAGUGCUUAGUUUAACUAGUUUAAAGAAUGUUGUAGUUUGAGUUCAGUGUCACUGUUGAAACUUUGUGUGGUUCUUUGUCUAGUAGCCUCUUAAUGUUUCUGUUUGAUUAUACUCUCCUUUGUCUCAAUUCUUAAAGCAAUAAGAGACCUUUCAUUUUAUGAUUCCUGUGUUCCUCUACUGGAUCGGAGGAACAUUUAGUCUUUAACCUCUGAACCCCCUGCCUGUGGAGAGGAAACCAGUUUGAUUAAAGUUUUUGAUUUGUUG
Messenger RNA from Pundamilia nyererei, 2819 nucleotides. RefSeq names its product sphingosine-1-phosphate phosphatase 1b (gene sgpp1b). Gene Ontology annotation, molecular function: sphingosine-1-phosphate phosphatase activity. Gene Ontology annotation, biological process: sphingosine metabolic process. NCBI's taxonomy places the organism in Eukaryota, Metazoa, Chordata, Actinopteri, Cichliformes, Cichlidae. The coding region runs from base 354 to 1832 and encodes 492 amino acids. The record is from RefSeq and is a predicted model, not a curated record. Gene Ontology annotation, cellular component: endoplasmic reticulum membrane. The transcript has 3 exons.